GUUCUGUUUGCCAAUCACCCGCAGUCCAGCGCCAGCCAUAUACCUAUGUCAGCUGGCUCUGCUGCCCGCAAGACAUCAAGUGCCGCUUCCAGUGUCCAGAAGGCAGCCAGUGUGCACAAAGUGAUGCCAUCUCAGAGUGCCCCUUCUCAGCUGGUUCCAAAGCCUCCAGCAAACCACAGGCAGGCAGUGGUCAGAAAGGCUGCCGCGCAAAGGAUUUCCAAGGGGACCUCCACUGAAAGGCAGCUAAACGGAUUCCAGAACAGCCUUAACAGUGCUGCAUCCUGUGAGCCAGGGACAAAUUCCACAGCCUCUACUCACAGUGAAGGACUAACAGUGAACAUCAGGUGA
Molecule: messenger RNA, 348 nt
Organism: Tinamus guttatus (white-throated tinamou)
Lineage: Eukaryota; Metazoa; Chordata; Aves; Tinamiformes; Tinamidae
Source: RefSeq, a predicted model, not a curated record